GAGCGCGCCCCGCCGCCGCCGGAGCGCCGGGGCCGCGGGCCCCGCAGCAGGGCAGUUCCCUCAGACAUUUUUUGCAGCUCCAGUCACUGCUCAGGACUGAACACGUGGAUUAUCUGAUCUGCUGUGGUUUCUAGAAGCAGGAAAUCCAGGAGCUGGCAGGAGGGGAAUGAACCGAGAGGGCGUCCCCGGAAAGAGUCCGGAGGAGAUGUACAUUCAGCAGAAAGUGAGAGUGCUGCUCAUGCUCCGGAAGAUGGGAUCAAACCUGACGGCCAGUGAGGAGGAGUUCCUGCGCACGUACGCGGGGGUGGUGAACAGCCAGCUGAGCCAGCUGCCCCAGCACUCCAUCGACCAGGGUGCUGAGGAUGUUGUGAUGGCAUUUUCCAGAUCAGAGACAGAAGACAGAAGACAGUAACUACAGGACUCCUGAACAACACGGAACUGGAGAGGACAGUGAGAUUCCUGAAGAGAGAGGAGGAUGGCUGCGCAUUAAUAAGUUCCUCAGCCCACCCUAAUUGUUCCUUGGUAUCCCUUCUCCUUUGUAAUGUUGUUUCCCUUUGCCCAACCCUCAGAAUGCAUCUCACAGCCAUCUGUUCCUGUCAGAUUUUGCAACUCAGCCGGGCUGUGUUCAUUAAGGACAAACCUAAAGGUGUGGUCUUGGUUGGCUCAAAGGGACAGGCUGUGGUUGGAUAAAGGAAGGCAAUUUUUCAAACUUGACCAAUGGAAACCUUUUAUCUCACAUUUUAUUUUACAUUUUAAACAAAGUCUCUUGACAUCCUAAAGAAGCUUUUCAUGCUGUGGUGCUUAUUUAGGUCAAACUUGUGAAUUUGAAGAGGGUUUGAUUUGGCUGCAUAGAACUGGAAGCAACUUGUGAUUGGGUGACAAUGCAAAAGCUUUCCCUUCAGUUGGCUUGCAGGUAUUUUGUUGACUCCAACGUUUUCAUUGCAGGAAGCUGAUGUUUUGGUGCAUUGGUUAUUUCUUUAUACUUAUUGACUUGGGGGAAAAGACAAAUGUGCUUUGCGAUAUUUAUUACAUCUACACACGUAUAAACGCUUGCUUUUGGGGGGGUUGUUUUGGUUUUUGAUUGGCUUUGAAGUCAUGGUUUGAUUUCCUUUUGGCUGCAGUGUUUCUGAUGCAAUCAGUUUUUCCAUACUCAGCUGCUCUCUGGCCUCGAGCUCUUUUGGGAGCAUGUGUCAAAGCAGAUUUGGUUCAAGAAGUCCACCUGGCCAUGCCGGAGGUGCCCAGCCCUGGUGGGCACUGGGGGCUGUGCCCGGGCCCUGGCACUCCUGCCUGCCCAGGGGCUUCUCUGGGCUUCCCACAGAGGAGCUGGAGAUGUUUAGCAGGAAUCGCAAGAAUGAGAUCCAAGGCUGUGACGUGAAUUUGCCAAAUUUGUGUAGAGAAUAUGCGAACUUGUUUAAAAUACUACAAAGUUCCACUUUAAUCCUUCGGUUGCUGCACAAGACUAGCUGUCACAUUAGGAACAAUUAAUGAUCAUUAACUUAGAUCCAGCUUGCGCUGGGCUUUAAUGAACCGAAGUUUCUAGUCACUUGAGAAAUUGUACGUGGUUUCCCUCCUUGCAGCUGUUUGGUGAAAGGGAAAUUCCCUGGAUCCUGGGGUAACAGCUUGUUCCUGAGGCACUGUUCCAGGAGGCAGCAGUGCUGCACUAGGCUGUCCAACACUGAGUGUACAGGUGGCACUCUCAGGUUUGCUCUCUGUAGCUGCAGGGCCUUAAACACACACAGAGCUUUAGAGGCUGAAAAACCUGCAGUGAAACUCCCGAGGUGCACUGACCGUUCAGGAAUCUGCACAUGGUCUCCAGCACUGCUGCCUAAAGCCAAGCACUUCAUUUUCUCUCAUGUGUGCAGGUGGUUUUUACAAAACUUCUGGAUUUUGCUGUGGGUUGCACUGACUUUGAGAUGUUUCAGAUUCUAUUAAAGCUGAACU
Messenger RNA from Hirundo rustica (Barn swallow), 1941 nucleotides. RefSeq names its product catenin beta interacting protein 1 (gene CTNNBIP1). The transcript has 5 exons. The record is from RefSeq and is a predicted model, not a curated record. Gene Ontology annotation, biological process: negative regulation of Wnt signaling pathway. Gene Ontology annotation, cellular component: beta-catenin destruction complex; cytosol; nucleus. Gene Ontology annotation, molecular function: beta-catenin binding. Lineage: Eukaryota; Metazoa; Chordata; Aves; Passeriformes; Hirundinidae. Bases 167 to 412 code for a protein of 81 amino acids.